Molecule: messenger RNA, 2859 nt
Organism: Spodoptera frugiperda (fall armyworm)
Lineage: Eukaryota; Metazoa; Arthropoda; Insecta; Lepidoptera; Noctuidae
Product: integrator complex subunit 3 homolog
Exons: 3
Coding region: 125-2284 (719 amino acids)
Cellular component (GO): extracellular region
Molecular function (GO): chitin binding
Source: RefSeq, a predicted model, not a curated record
AGUCUGUGCCCACUGUGGUAGCGCACGGGGCGGGCGGCGAGCUUUCAGUUCUCCCCUCCCGAGGCCGGGCGGGCGGCGCACGCGCAUCCACCGCCAGUCCCUUCGCGACGCACCUCGCGACAACAUGUCCCCUCUGUGGAUCUUGCUAACAUUGCUCCCCGUCCUGGGGAGCGCGGAAAGGUUCAACUGUAAAGGUCGGAUCUUGGGCGCGUACUAUGCAGACGCUAAGUCUGGCUGCAAGGCCUUCCACGUGUGCGUGAGGGUCGCUGGAGGAGGAAUCAGGGACUUCAGGUUCUUCUGUCCCCCGGGCACACUGUUCCACCAGGAGGCACAAACCUGCACGGACUGGGGAGACGACGACCCACUCGCCUGCCCCGCAGACAUCUACGACGGUCAGUUCGAUCUCUACAGGAUCGGAUCCGGAUUUGACACCAAGAAGUUGUCGUCUUAUGGAAAUCGCGAUGAUGAAGCUGAGUUCGGUCUCCAGCGCGCUGAGACCGGUGACCGUCGGCUGUCGCAGAACAAUGUCGCCCAGAAUCGACCUGACUCUGACCUUCGAGCAGCUCACUCGUCCGACUUCUUCAGCGGACAACGUGACCGUGGCCGUGAUGAACAAACCCCUCCUGCUUCCUCCCCAUCCCCAGUCUCCUCACAACAGCCCUACCAACGCCAGUCAUUCCGUAGACCCACUACCCAACGCACUUACCCCACAACCCAGCGCACGUUCCCCACAACACAAUACACCACACCCGCACCACCUCCAUCCAGUCAACCUCCUGUACCACCCCAGCAGUAUGACGUACCUUCAAAACGUAAACUAGUGAGGAAACGUCCCAUAUACGUCUCUACUAAAGCCCCACCCACCACUUUCCCACCAAACACUCCUCCCCAACAACAGCAACAACAGCAGCAGCAACAACAACAACAGCAACAAUAUUCGGAGCCACAACCACAACAAAACUUUAACCGCCGUUUCAACGCACAGAACAGGCAACAAGCCUUCACUCCCCCUCCAAACGUACCUCCACAAUACAAACAGUAUAAAGACGAAUACGUUGAAGUUCCUAGAGUGACUCCAAAACAAAAUAAUAGGUUCUAUCCCAAUGGUGCUCCUACCUCUUUCCCUCAGCCCUCGUCCACAGCGGCCCCACGGUUCAAUAAAAAGGACGGUCUUAUUGAAUUAUAUAAUUACGACGCACAAUCAACUCCGGGACUAAAUGUUCAGAACGAAAAUCGACCCUUCAAAGUUAGAAAUAGCUUCAAUGUACAAGAUGUUCCUAGAGACCCAGAAUUCGCGCGUGCCAAGAACUUUAAUAACUUCAACAACAGAGUGGAGAACAACAGAGAGAAUAUUAGAGACACACCUACAACUGUAGACUACAGCGUUUCUGCAAGAACUUUCCCUACCACUACGCCAGCUUACAAAAACUUCAACAGCGUCUCAUAUGAACCCGAAAAGAAUAAUUUCGUUCCUUUCUCGAAACAGGCUUAUUACAACAAUCCUACGACCACGAGCGCUCCAUCGACUACGAUCUACACGACCUCACGCCCUGAACCUCCACCUAACUUGAACACAGUGGCAUACAACACCAACCUGGCCUUCAACACUCAGUCUGCUAACUUUGCUGAGGACACUGAUGAAGAUGACGGCCAGUAUCAUCCUCCACAAGGAGAAGAUGACGGACAGUACCGGCCAGAAUUGUAUGACCGGGAACUACUAGCUGGGGCUCAUUCACUCAACAUUGCUGCUAGUGGCAAUAGGCUACCAGAAGAACGCAAAAAGUAUGCAAAAACACAACCUCCACCGAAGCCAUCAGCUCAAACUGCAGCCCCAAGGCCCUUCAGACCUGCCCCUACACCGACUGCUCCUCCCACAACGAGAGCUCCGGAACCAAUUUAUACGACAACACCUCAGCCACAGACGAUAAACACGCAGCGCACUUUCGAUUAUUUCCAAACGUACACCACGACGUCGAGGCCCGCUGACUUUCAACCAUUGAACCAGAACUUCCCACCAGCUAAUGAUGCACCUGCGGGGCCCACGACGACCGUAGCUCCCAGAGCACCAGAGACCAGGCCGCCUCGUCCACCGAGCCGCGUGCCCGUGCCGCCCUCGCCACCCUCUACUCCGGCACCACGACCCACCACUCGUGCGCCACAUUUCGCGAACCCUGCACACGAAAAAGAAGACAAUAGUUACGACUACGCGUAUUAUGACUCCGAUCCAGGGUUCACCGAGUACGAGCAUAUAGAAGAAUUUGGUAAAACUAAAACAAGAGCGUAAAUUAUUAUUGUGUUACAUUACAUCACUGCCAUUAAAUUAGUCGCCUCUUUAGAACAGUAACUAUUUAACCAGUUGCCUUUGGAAUGUAGGUAUUGUUGAGCUAUUCAUUAGCAACGAGAACUUAUUUUGUCUAGUUUAUAUGCAGGGAUAUAGUUUUAAGACUGCUAAUUCGUUAAUGUAUGAAAAGCAAUGGCGUAUUUCUUAUUUUAUUAAACUAAUUAAUGAUUAUCAAAUCAAAGUACAAUAACUAUUGUAAAUAAAUUGUCCGUGGAAUCACGAGUUUCUAGAUUGAAUGCAAACAGUUGUAUCUUUAUCUAAAGAGGCUUACCCGUAGUUACCCUAAAUUAUUUGUGAUAUUAUUAUUGAUGUUUCUAUUGGUAUAAGUCGUUUGUUACCAUGUAAGAAUUAAUAACAAUCUCGAAUUUACGCAAGAAGUUGUACUCUCUUGCUGACAUUGGUGUUUACCGAUAUAGAUUUACGUUUUAUCUAUGUACAAUAGAAAGUAAGUUAUGACGAUAGAUUGUAAAAUAUUUCAUUGUAAAUAAAGUUUUCUUAAUAAACAAUGGCUUGUGCAA